Molecule: messenger RNA, 2714 nt
Organism: Entelurus aequoreus (snake pipefish)
Lineage: Eukaryota; Metazoa; Chordata; Actinopteri; Syngnathiformes; Syngnathidae
Product: glutamate receptor ionotropic, NMDA 1-like
Biological process (GO): ionotropic glutamate receptor signaling pathway; monoatomic ion transport; chemical synaptic transmission
Cellular component (GO): plasma membrane; NMDA selective glutamate receptor complex; synapse
Molecular function (GO): NMDA glutamate receptor activity
Source: RefSeq, a predicted model, not a curated record
AUGGUGUGUUUAAUGAAGGAUGGCCUGCUAGGUCUGCAGCUGAUUAAUGGUAAGAACGAGUCGGCCCACAUCAUGGACGCCGUGGGCGUGGUGGCACAGUCGCUGCAGGAGCUCCUGGAGAAGGAGAACAUCACGGAGCCACCACGAGGCUGCGUUGGAAACACCAACAUCUGGAGGACGGGGCCCCUCUUCAAAAGGGUGCUGAUGGCAUCAAAGUAUCCUGAAGGCCUGACUGGACGGAUCGAGUACGACGAUGGCGACCGUCGCUUCGCUACCUACAGCAUCCUCAACUACCUGCAGAAACCUGGACGCCUCGUCCCUGUCGGAGUCUUCAACGGAUCACAAGUGGUGAUGAACCCCCAGAAGAAGAUCAUCUGGCCUGGUGGGGAGACAGAGAGGCCAGUAGGUUAUCAGAUGUCAACCAAGCUGAAGAUUGUGACCAUCCACCAGGAGCCCUUUGUGUACGUCAAGCCAACAAAGAGUGACGGCACAUGCAAGGAGGAGUACUCCGUUAAUGGUGUGCUCAUCAAGAAGGUCAUCUGUACCGGACCCAACGGGACUAUCCCAGGGCAGCCGAUAGUUCCUCAGUGUUGCUAUGGUUUCUGCAUCGACCUUCUCAUCAAGCUGGCCAUGAACAUGAACUUCACCUACGAGGUUCACCUGGUGGCUGACGGCAAGUUUGGCACCCAAGAGCGAGUGAACAACAGUAACAAGAAGGAGUGGAACGGCAUGAUGGGGGAGCUGCUGGGGGGUCUGGCCGACAUGAUCGUGGCCCCCCUCACCAUCAACAACGAGCGCGCUCAGUACAUCGAGUUCUCCAAACCCUUCAAGUACCAGGGCCUCACCAUCCUCGUUAAGAAGGAAAUCCCCCGCAGCACUUUGGACUCGUUCAUGCAGCCAUUCCAGAGCACCUUGUGGCUCUUAGUCGGCCUGUCGGUCCACGUGGUGGCAGUGAUGCUCUACCUAUUAGACCGCUUCAGCCCAUUUGGAAGGUUUAAAGUCAACAGUGAAGAGGAGGAAGAAGAUGCCCUCACCCUAUCCUCUGCCAUGUGGUUUUCGUGGGGAGUACUCCUCAACUCCGGUAUAGGAGAAGGAGCCCCGCGGAGUUUUUCAGCGAGGAUUCUGGGAAUGGUGUGGGCAGGUUUCGCCAUGAUCAUCGUGGCCUCGUACACCGCCAACCUGGCGGCCUUCCUAGUGCUGGACCGGCCUGAGGAGCGCAUCACUGGCAUCAACGACCCCAGGCUGCGUAACCCGUCGGACAAGUUCAUCUACGCGACGGUCAAGCAGAGCUCGGUGGACAUCUACUUCCGGCGCCAGGUGGAGCUGAGCACCAUGUAUCGCCACAUGGAGAAGCACAACUACGAGAGCGCCGCUGAGGCCAUCCAGGCCGUGCGGGACAACAAGCUGCACGCCUUCAUCUGGGACAGUGCCGUGCUGGAGUUCGAGGCGUCCCAGAAGUGCGACCUGGUGACCACGGGAGAACUCUUCUUCCGCUCGGGCUUCGGGAUCGGAAUGAGGAAGGACAGUCCGUGGAAGCAGAACGUGUCCUUGGCUAUUCUCAGCUCUCACGAGAACGGCUUCAUGGAGGACCUGGACAAGACGUGGGUUCGAUACCAGGAGUGUGACUCCCGCAGUAACGCUCCCGCGACUCUCACCUUUGAGAACAUGGCAGGUGUGUUCAUGCUGGUGGCGGGCGGCAUCGUGGCGGGCAUCUUCCUCAUCUUCAUCGAGAUCGCCUACAAGCGGCACAAGGACGCCCGCAGGAAGCAGAUGCAGUUGGCCUUCGCUGCCGUCAACGUGUGGAGGAAGAACCUGCAGCCCUACCCCACCGACAUCACCGGACAGAUCAACCUGGCGGACCCCUCCGUCAGCACCGUGGUCUGAACGCCGCCGCCUCAGUCACACACAUGUGCUUUUAUUUUGGUAGCUGUGCUUUCCGUCAUUUAUCGGGAGGGCGGGGCCUGUGGACCAGGAAGUAAACCACAUGUUGUCUAUUUUUGUAUCCAGUCACAUCAGCAAUAAAAAGUCCUCUCAUAUUUCCGGAAAUGUGACCUCGCUUCCAGAAACUAGAUCCAAGGUAUAAACUUGCUGCUCCAUAGGCUCCGCCCCCCCCCCAGUCCCAUAGCAUGAUGGGACACCACCGAUGAUGUCAUCAGACGUGUAUGAUGUCAUGCUGUCUACCGCCACCUGCCAACCGACGCAAAGCGGUGUCCAUGCUACGUUAGCUUAGCGUGUCAACUUUGUGGUGAAGAUGUAGCAUCAAAGGGGCUAGCAGCUAGUGUUAGCGCCUGCAGCUAGCUUGGUGCGCCAUUACACUGACUUGGGACCAGCCGAGUGGCGCUCUGUGCGCCGAUGUGGCUAACGCUAAUUUAUGCUGAGUCCGCAAACGCACAUUUUUAGAUGUAGUUUGUUUUUUGUGCUAAGAGUCUCCGAUUGUAACUGUGCUCUGACACGCCUCCUCACGGAACCCCAGCGUGUCCACCCGUCAAAUGACACGCAGCCAGGGCCUCACCUACAACCCCAGCGUGUCCACCCGUCAAAUGACACGCAGCCAGGGCCUCACGUAGAACCCCAGCGUGUCCACCCGUCAAAUGACACGCAGCCAGGGCCUCACCUAGAACCCCAGCGUGUCCACCCGUCAAAUGACACGCAGCCAGGGCCUCACGUAGAACCCCAGCGUGUCCACCCGUCAAAUGACACGCAGCCAGGGCCUC